AUGAUUGAAUCUCUGUCCAGUUGGUUCACUCCCACUGUUCUUUUCUGCGUUCUAAACCUCAUGAUUGGUAUUAUUCUCAUUUCUUCUAGCAUCAAGAAUGACAAAAAACAACAAUACACUGAAGAUAAUAACUUACCUCAACUCCCCCGAACUCCAUCUUUAUUACAGCGUGUUAGGUCUGUAAAUUACUUCUCUUUCGUCCCUGAGCCAUUUAAUUCCCCUUUAACUACUCCUCAUUUCGCCGACAACUCUUCACCUCGACUCGACUACAGUCCCUCUUUGCUUCAGCGAAUCCGGUCCAUCAACUUCUCUUUCUCCCGGUCCGAAAAACUCAGCCCGUUUCCGUCUCUGGACCAAUACGCCGGCCCAGCUGAUGAAAACGCACCUCAGACGGUUGAAGCUGUAACUGAAGAAGAAGAGGGUUUGGAAUGUCACGUGAUGAGAAGUAAAUCUACCACGUGCGCGGAAACUACGUUAAUGAAGAAGUUGGCUAGUGAGGAAAUUCUGGCAGCGGUGCAGAAGGAGGAGGAAGAGGUGGUGGUGGUUCGGCAGCGGCCGGCGACGGUGAGGGAGAGAAAGCAGGGGAAUCGUAAGACGAAGAAGUCGUUGGGCCGGGAUGAUGAAGCUGUAGAUAGGAAAGCUGAUGAUUUUAUUAGCAAGUUUAGGGAGCAGUUGAAGAUGCAGAGAAUUGAUUCUAUUCAAAGGUAUAAGGAAAUGUUAAACAGAGGUGUGUCCAUUUAG
Nicotiana tabacum (common tobacco) is the source of this 741-nucleotide messenger RNA. RefSeq lists its product as uncharacterized. Lineage: Eukaryota; Viridiplantae; Streptophyta; Magnoliopsida; Solanales; Solanaceae. The record is from RefSeq and is a predicted model, not a curated record.